Nylanderia fulva is the source of this 1215-nucleotide messenger RNA. Lineage: Eukaryota; Metazoa; Arthropoda; Insecta; Hymenoptera; Formicidae. The record is from RefSeq and is a predicted model, not a curated record.
AUGUACCGGCAGAUUCUCGUGCAUCCAGACGAUUGUCGCUUCCAGACGAUCCUGUGGCGGCAUUCUCCGGACGAUGAAGUGCAGGAAUACCAGUUGAGAACGGUCACUUACGGUCUCGGUUGCGCUCCAUUCCUCGCCAUACGGACUCUUCACCAACUAGCUGAGGAUGAAGAGGAGCAUUUUCCUCGAGGCGCUGUGGCCUUGCGACGGGAUUGCUACGUCGAUGACGUCGUCACCGGAGCAACCACCCUCGAGGGAGCAAUCGUCCUCCAGACGGAACUACGCAACCUCUGUAAGGCGGGUGGAUUUCCGUUGAAAAAGUGGGCAGCCAACAAUGAGGAGAUACUGACAGGCGUCCCGCAGGAUCAUCGCAUGCAACAAUCGCAGCACUCAUGGAAUGGGGAGAGCCACUCAACGCUAGGACUUCGAUGGCAUCCUCAAGACGAUCAGUUCUCCUUCGUGCUGCGUCCACCGUCUAUAAAGGAAUACACGAAGAGACAUGUCCUCUCUGAAACCGCACGUCUCUUCGAUCCAAUGGGUUGGCUCGCUCCAGUCGUCAUCCGCGCGAAGAUCCUCAUCCAGACUACGUGGCUUCAGGGAUUGGAUUGGGAUGCCCCACUGCCGACAGCCGACGCUCAUCGUUGGCAGCAACUGCUGGGUGACCUCCAUCUCCUCGACCGCCUGAGAAUACCUCGCUGGCUAGGCACUGGACGUGGAGACUCAUCGCUGCAACUCCAUGGUUUCGCCGAUGCAUCCGAACGAGGGUACGCCGCAGCCGUAUACCUCCGCAUCGCUGAAAAAGAGGGAACGUCAGUGAAGCUGCUAAUGGCCAAGAGCAAGGUGGCACCUGUCAAGCAAGUGACCUUGCCAAGACUCGAGCUUUGCGCCGCCGCCUUACUCACCACGUUGACACAGCAUGUUCAAACCACGCUCGACUUGACAGACACACCAACUCAUCUGUGGUCUGACUCGAAGGUCACGCUUCAGUGGAUCCAAGGACACGCCUCGCGGUGGAAGACCUUCGUUGCAAUCGGGUGUCCCACAUCCAAACCCUGUUGCCAAAUGCACUCUGGAGACACGUGGCGGGUCAAGACAACCCUGCGGAUUGUGCAUCAAGGGGCGUUACUCCGUCGGAACUUACAAAUCACGCAUUAUGGUGGACGGGACCUACCUGGUUGCUGGAGGAAGAGACUGCAUGGCCAAUCGCCGAGAUGA